CACACAAUUGUAUAUAUGUUUUUCUCUCCUCAGGCUCUGGGGAUGCUCUUCUGGCACAAACACAACAUUGAGAAAUCUUUGGCCGACCUUCCGAACUUCACUCCGUUUCCUGACGAGUGGACGGUGGAGGACAGAGUUCUGUUCGAACAGGCCUUCAGCUUCCAUGGGAAGAGCUUCCACCGUAUCCAGCAGAUGUUACCUGAUAAGACGAUGGCCAGUCUGGUUCGUUUCUAUUACUCCUGGAAGAAAAGUCGCAGUAAAACGAGUCUAAUGGACCGACAGACACGAAAACACAAGAGAGAGAGAGACGACAGCGAAGAGGAAGUUGAGGAGAGAAACAUAAAUCCUCCCAUUGACUUUGAGGUCGACCCAAAUAAAGACGACAAGAAGGAGCUGAGUUCUGGAUCAGAGAGGUCAGAGGUCAAACCAGCUUCUGGACCAAAGACAGGUAGCAAGGCGUCUCAGCGGUUGAAGAAACGUCCUCCCAAAGGAAUGUUCUUGAAUCAGCAGGACGUUGUUUCUCUCUCGUCUUCGUCUGCUCAGGGACUCAUCAGACAACUGGACGGUCAACUGGUCUCCAUAAAGAGACAGAUUCAGACCAUCAAACAGUCGAACGGCUCUCUGAAGGAGAAAAUCAGCUCAGGAGUCAACGAGUACAGACAGCCUGAGGUGAAUCAGAAGUUUAACACUCGUUGGACCACAGAGGAGCAGCUGCUCGCUGUACAAGCCAUCAGGAAGUAUGGGCGGGACUUCCAGGCAAUCUCAGAUGUGAUUGGUAACAAGUCGGUGGUUCAGGUGAAGAACUUCCUGGUGAACUACAGACGGAGGUUUAACCUGGAUGAGGUUCUUCAGGAGUGGGAGGCCGAACACGGGACGGAUGGGGGAGACAGGAGAGGAGGAGAGGAGGACAAGAUGGAGGACAAGAUGGAGGAGUGUACUGCUGAGGAGGAGGAGUUCACUGCCACGGAAACAAAAGAGGACUCGUCCUCUCCGAUGGACUCCCAGAAGCCCCUCCCAUCUUGACUCUGACUCCGCCCUCUGGUUUUAUGACAUCAUCAUGAGUUUAUUAUUUUAUUUUAGUGUGUUGGACUUUUAUUGGUCAGUUAUGAGGGUUGUGUCAUGAACCUGUCAUCACUGCCCUCUCUGAACCAAUCAGAAAUCAAAGUGGGUGGGGCCUGUUUUGUCUUGUUUUUUCCCACAUAUUUCACUUAAAAAUGUUUUAUGUUUUUAUUUUUUGUCUUUGGGGUGGGGCUUCACCAUGUUGGAUGAUGUCACUCAGGUAUGGGGGCGUGACUAAAAACAAAAACUUCAUCAAUAAAUGAGUUUGUUUCUUCUCUUUUCUAAGUUCAGUGUUCUGUUUUUUGAACAAACAUGAAAAUAAAACACGUCAAUAUAUAGAAAUAUUCUUCAAUACUUUAAAGAUAAUAAUUAUCUGUAUUUACACCGAAGCUUUCUAAACUAAAAGAAGAAAACUGUUUCAAUUCAGCUGAAGAAUAGAGACAAUAAAAUCUAAUUUUGGGCUCAAACCCGUUGUCAGUUGUCUCAAAACACAGCCGGUGAGAGACGUUCAGAGAAAUUUAGAGGCGGUGAGAGAUGCUUAGAGGCAUAUAGAGACGGUGAGAUGUUCAAAGACAUUUAGAGACGGUUAGAGGCAGUGAGAGACGUU
Molecule: messenger RNA, 1666 nt
Organism: Anarrhichthys ocellatus (wolf-eel)
Lineage: Eukaryota; Metazoa; Chordata; Actinopteri; Perciformes; Anarhichadidae
Gene: rcor1
Product: REST corepressor 1
Exons: 9
Coding region: 16-1023 (335 amino acids)
Biological process (GO): regulation of transcription by RNA polymerase II; negative regulation of DNA-templated transcription
Cellular component (GO): transcription regulator complex; histone deacetylase complex
Molecular function (GO): transcription corepressor activity
Source: RefSeq, a predicted model, not a curated record